AUGGGUAAGGACUAUCUCGGUGCGGAUCAGAGGCGAGUGAAAGAGGAUAAGGAUGAGAAAGAAAUUAAAGCUCUUGACGAGGGAGAUAUCGCUCUUCUGAAGACUUAUGGCGCUGCACCAUAUAAUGACGAAAUAAAGAAAUGCGAGGAGGAUAUAACAUAUAUAAUGAAACGCGUAAAUGAACUCACCGGCAUAAAAGAAUCGGAUACGGGUCUUGCUCCCCCAGCCCUUUGGGAUUUGGUUGCCGACAAAGUUUGCCUUUCAAGUGAUCAUCCUCUUCAGGUGGCUCGCUGUACGAAAAUUAUUAACGCUGAUUCAGAAGAACCCAAAUACAUAAUAAAUGUGAAACAGUUUGCUAAAUUUGUUGUUGACUUGGCAGAAUCUGUAGCACCCACCGAUAUUGAAGAGGGGAUGCGCGUGGGCGUCGAUCGUACUAAGUACCAGAUUCACAUUCCUUUGCCUCCAAAGAUUGACCCAUCGGUGACUAUGAUGCAGGUUGAGGAUAAACCUGAUGUUACCUACAGUGAUGUUGGUGGUUGCAAAGAACAGAUUGAAAAACUGCGUGAAGUCGUUGAGCUUCCCCUGUUGCAUCCGGAGAAGUUCGUUAGUCUUGGAAUUGAGCCACCAAAGGGUGUUUUGUUGUACGGUCCUCCUGGCACAGGGAAGACGCUAUGUGCACGUGCUGUUGCCAAUCGAACAGAUGCCUGCUUCAUUCGCGUAAUUGGCUCCGAACUAGUUCAGAAGUACGUCGGUGAAGGUGCUCGUAUGGUCCGUGAACUUUUCGAAUUGGCUCGAUCGAAGAAGGCCUGUAUCAUAUUCUUCGAUGAAAUUGACGCCAUUGGUGGCGCCCGGUUUGAUGACGGUGCCGGUGGUGACAACGAAGUCCAGCGAACUAUGUUAGAGUUGAUUAACCAGUUAGACGGCUUCGAUCCUCGUGGUAAUAUCAAAGUACUUAUGGCAACCAACCGACCUGAUACUCUUGAUCCUGCCCUUGUUCGUCCCGGUCGGCUCGAUAGGAAAGUCGAAUUUGGUUUACCCGAUCUUCCUGGUAGAACACAUAUCUUCAAGAUCCACGCCCGAUCUAUGUCAGUCGAAAAGGAUAUCCGCUAUGAACUUCUUGCUCGUUUGUGCCCUAAUAGCACUGGCGCAGAGAUCCGGAGUGUAUGUACCGAGGCUGGGAUGUUUGCCAUUCGAGCACGCUGUAAAAUGGCUACAGAGAAGGACUUUUUGGAUGCUAUAAACAAGGUCAUCAAAUCUUACGCCAAAUUCAGCGCUACACCUCGCUACAUGACGUAUAACUAA
Molecule: messenger RNA, 1302 nt
Organism: Mesocestoides corti
Lineage: Eukaryota; Metazoa; Platyhelminthes; Cestoda; Cyclophyllidea; Mesocestoididae
Source: the annotation of a GenBank genome assembly